Molecule: messenger RNA, 417 nt
Organism: Clonostachys solani
Lineage: Eukaryota; Fungi; Ascomycota; Sordariomycetes; Hypocreales; Bionectriaceae
Source: the annotation of a GenBank genome assembly
AUGGCAUCCGAAUUUGCGGUGGACAGACAGACAAGUAACGAGUAUUGGAGCCUAGCCCUUCCCCGAAUCGAAUUUGACGCCGGGCUUCUUGGCCUCCAUCUCGCGGACAAGAGUGCCAAUCACCUUCAGGGCCCUUUUGUCCGUGGGCUGUGCCGAAAUGGUAUUGUGGAUGGCAUUUGCGAUCGAACUAUUGCUCGCGCCAUGUCGCACCAUGAUCUCAAAGGCCUCAACAGCUCCGUUUGUGGCGGCGACAAGGAGAGAAUUGCCAUUCUGGUAGUUCAAAUUUGCGAGCGAAUCAAGGAGAACGUGCAGGGCCGCAAUGGACCCGUCUCCUUUGCACACAAUGCCAACCGCCUGAGUGCAUCCAUCUCUAACCUCCUAUCAUUAUCCUUGCUCGGCCAUGACCAGGAGGAAUGA